GCGUGCUCCGUGUCGCUGCGGAGUCCACAAGCCACGGCUCAGUUCAGGUGAGGUCCGCCUGCCCGCUGCUACCGGAUCGAGCGAGCCGCCCCGCCCCGCCCCGCCGCGCGGAUAGGAACGGGACGGGAUGAGACCCGCCGCGAGCAGGGCUGCAUUCGCGUCCGUGCUGCUGGCGCCGCGCGCGGUCGGGGCAUCCCUGGUCGCCGCCCGCUGCGCCUCCUCGACCGCCUCCUCUGCGGCCGCCGCCACCGUCACUGCCUACGAUCAUGCAUCAUUCAUUAAAGAAAUCGCCGCAACUGAACCCCCAGAGCAUCUCAAUUCGCUGUUGAAUGUGCUUCAGUCACGAGGCGAAAAGAUUGUUUCUCCUGGGGCAAAACGAGGGUUGAUUCCAGUUGUUGUUCCCCUAUCAGAAAGUCCAGCAGGCAAUUUGACAUCCCUACUUAGAUGGCCAACUGCUCCAACUGGGAUGGAAAUGCCGGUAGUGGAAGUUCGUAAGCACGGGUUAUGGCUUUUGGCUAAGAAUGUGAAGCAAUAUAUCCACAGAAUACUUGUUGAGGCUGAUAUUAGUGCUGAUGAUGGUGAGGAUUUAUGGUAUGCUGUGGGAGAAGCUGGUAAAAACCUUUACACAAAAGGUGACUUCAAAGAGUCGCAGCUGGCAGAUCUUGAUGUCUAUUUGUUGAAGAAGGUUGGACUUUUCCCUGAUGUUUUAGAGAGGAAAACAUUGUGCCAUCUAGAAAAAGGAGAUAAUGUCUCAGCUCUUAUUACUGGAGAAUUCUACACUAGAGAUCAAUUUCCUGGAUUUGGAAGACCCUUCGUGUUCAAUUCAGAGAUUUUAAAAAGAGUUGGACGCACAUCAGAAGCCAAAGAUUCAGCUCGAGUUGCUUUGAAGUCACCGUGGUGGACACUAGGAUGCAGUUACGAAGAGGCUGCUGAAUUAGCCGGGUGGGAGGAUGAGCAGAUCGAGUUUAUCAGAGAGAAGGUAACAGAGGAGGGUAAGCGUGAGGAUCUGAAGAAAGGAAAAGCUCCAGAACAGGUGGUUCUUGAUGAGGCAGCAUUUCUGAUGGAUUUAGCAACAGUGGAUGAUAACUGGGAUGAUGUUGUGGAUCGGAUUGCUGACUGUUACAGAGAAGCUGGGCUUAAUGAUAUUGCAAAGUUCAUUGCCUACAGGGAAUAGCUGUUAGAUUCCUUAUGAGUCUUUAAGUCAUAAGAGAAAUUUUGACUCUUUCUUGCUCUGACUGUUCAAGUCAUGAGGGGAAGGGUUCUAUUUUAGUCCUACAUUCCCUUUACACGGCAUUAGUUCAUGUAUCUUUUGUCAUAAUUUGGUAGCCAGCACAACAGUCGACAUAUUUUGCACUUGUUCUUGUUCUGUAGUUUUCAACAUACUUUUGCCAUCUGAAUUAUCUGAUUAUUGAUUAUUAAUAUGUAUCAGAUUGCAAUUUUCUA
Molecule: messenger RNA, 1443 nt
Organism: Phragmites australis (common reed)
Lineage: Eukaryota; Viridiplantae; Streptophyta; Magnoliopsida; Poales; Poaceae
Product: protein IN CHLOROPLAST ATPASE BIOGENESIS, chloroplastic-like
Exons: 11
Coding region: 128-1174 (348 amino acids)
Source: RefSeq, a predicted model, not a curated record